AUGACUGUUGUCAGUGGCUAUCUUGCUACACAUCAGAGAAUCCACACUGGAGAGAAACCUUAUGAAUGUAAACAAUGUGGAAAGGCUUUCACUCGAAGUGGCCAUCUUGCUAUACAUCAGAGAAUCCACACUGGGGAGAAACCUUAUGAAUGUAAACAAUGUGGAAAGGCUUUCACUUGCAGUGGCUAUCUUGCUACACAUCAGAGAAUCCACACUGGAGAGAAACCUUAUGAAUGUAAACAAUGUGGAAAGGCUUUCACUUGGAGUGGCCAUCUUGCUGCACAUCAGAGAAGACAUACUGGAGAGAAACCUUAUGACUGUAAACACUGUGGAAAGACUUUUACAUCAAGGGGCUCUCUUGCUACACAUCAGAGAAUCCAUACCGGAGAGAAACCUUAUGACUGUAAACACUGUGGAAAGGCUUUCACACAGAAGAGCAGUAUUGCUGCACAUCAAAGAAUCCACACUGGAGAGAAACCUUAUGAAUGUAAACACUGUGGAAAGGCUUUUACAGUAAGGAGCCAACUUGUUGCACAUCAGAGAAUCCACACUGGAGAGAAACCUUAUGAAUGUAAACACUGUGGAAAAGCUUUUACAUCGAGGGGCAAUCUUGCUGCACAUCAGAGAAUCCACACUGGAGAGAAACCUUAUCAAUGUAAACAAUGUGGAAAGGCUUUUAUAGAGAAGGGCUCUCUUGCUAGACAUCAGAGAAUCCACACUGGAGAGAAACCUUAUGAAUGUAAACACUGUGGAAAGGCUUUUACAGAGAGGGGCUCUCUUGCUAGACAUCAGAGAGUCCACAUUGGAGAGAAAUCUUAUGACUCUAAACACUGUGGAAAGGCUUUUACAGAGAGGGGCUCUCACAGCUCAUCAGAGAAUCCACAUUGGAGAGAAACCUCAUGAAUGUAAAUAGUUUGGAAACCUCAUGAAUGUAAAUAGAUCAUUUAUCUUGCUAAAUAUCAGAGUAUCCACACUGGAGGGAAACUAUGGAUGUAAUAAAUUCGGAUUGACUUUCACAUGAAACUUCACAGUUACUUCAUGUCCCAAAAUCUUCACUGGAGGGAAACCUCAAUAGUAGAGAGGCUGAGCUUAUAGUUGACACUUUUAGAUUGUUUAACAUAAGAGG
Messenger RNA from Gracilinanus agilis (Agile Gracile Mouse Opossum), 1126 nucleotides. RefSeq names its product zinc finger protein 383-like. Bases 1 to 903 code for a protein of 300 amino acids. Gene Ontology annotation, cellular component: nucleus. Gene Ontology annotation, molecular function: RNA polymerase II cis-regulatory region sequence-specific DNA binding; DNA-binding transcription factor activity, RNA polymerase II-specific. The transcript has 3 exons. The record is from RefSeq and is a predicted model, not a curated record. Gene Ontology annotation, biological process: central nervous system development; regulation of transcription by RNA polymerase II. NCBI's taxonomy places the organism in Eukaryota, Metazoa, Chordata, Mammalia, Didelphimorphia, Didelphidae.